AUCAGUGCAUCUACUUGUACUUGUGCGUCGAUCGGCACCGAUCGCAUUCGCCACAUUCGCAUCUGAGCAGUCCAAAGCGUAAGCCAUGAGUAGCCCACUUUUCACCGCCCUGUGCCUGCUUGCAGUUGUGCUCCUGACUGGCGCCCAGGUCACGAGACCCCUUUGCCCGUGUCCAAGAAUACAUUUGCCUGUCUGCGGAUCGGACCACGUCACCUACGUCAACUUCUGCGAACUGCAGUGUGCAGCGGAAGUUAAACACAUUGAAAUGGUCAAGACGGGCAGAUGCUAGUGUCAGAGAUACAAAUAAUAAAUGUACACACAUAUUUCACCUUA
Messenger RNA from Drosophila teissieri, 333 nucleotides. Its product is annotated as chymotrypsin inhibitor-like. NCBI's taxonomy places the organism in Eukaryota, Metazoa, Arthropoda, Insecta, Diptera, Drosophilidae. Gene Ontology annotation, molecular function: protein binding. The coding region runs from base 86 to 289 and encodes 67 amino acids. The transcript has a single exon. The record is from RefSeq and is a predicted model, not a curated record.